AUGGGCGUGGUUUACCGCCCGCAGGGUCAACAUGCGCCGAAAGUCACGCUGCUCAGUGGAGGUGGUGGAGGGCAUGAGCCGGGACAUACUGGCUACGUCGCCAACGGUAUGCUCGAUGCAGCUGUCAGCGGCCCAAUUUUUGCUUCUCCAAAUGCAAAAUUCGUUCGCGCAGGCCUUCGUCAUAUUGCGUCACCCAAAGGGUCUCUCGUUGUCAUCAAGAAUUACACCGGCGACCGCCUCAAUUUUGGCCUUGCUGCAGAGCAAGCAAGAGCGUAUGAUGGUCAAGAGCUCGAGACUGUGGUAGUCCAGGAUGAUGUAGCAGUCCCUCGAUCACGUUGCGGACUUGUUGGACGACGUGGUCUGGCAGGCGUUGUCCUUGUGCACAAGGUUGCUGGAGCAUCUGCAGCUGAAGGUGCUGCGUUGGCUGAAGUAGCUGCGAACUCACGGUAUGUAGCGGAUCGCCUCGCUACCAUCGGUGUGUCAUUGGAAGCUUGCUCUGUUCCUGGAUUGCAAGAAGGUCGCACAAUCGCUCCAGGCGAAAUGGAACUUGGAAUGGGCAUUCACAACGAGCCCGGGUCCCAACGCAUUAGCAGCGAGCAGGAUAUCAUGUCACUCGUCGGCAGUAUGCUAUCUGCCAUUCUGGAUCAGUCGAACAAAGAGCGGGGAUUCUUGAACUGGAAUAAUAACACGCAGUUUGUGCUCUUAGUCAACAACCUCGGGGGGCUGUCCAAAUUGGAGCUGCUUGCAAUAACUGACCACGUAUUGCACGGUUCGAAGACGAACUUUGGAAUGAGUCCGUCUCGGGUAUACUCAGGCACCUAUCUGUCUUCGCUCGACGGACGCGGCUUCUCUAUUACCCUGCUGGCUUUAGAACAGGCACACUCUGCCGAUGUGUUUAGGUUACUAGACGCGCCGACUUCUUGUGUCAACUGGCAAGUUGCUCUGCCUUUCAAUCAACAUAGUACGGCCGUCCGCCCCGACUCACCACUUAAGGAGGCUCCGCCUAUGGACAUUGAUACUACGCCUCUAAAGCAAACAAUCCAAUGUGACGCAAAUUUCUUCAACGCCGUGAUACAAAGCAUCUUCUCCUCGCUAGAGCGAGAAGAGCCUGCAAUAACUCGCUUUGACACCUAUCUUGGCGAUGGAGACUGCGGCACGACACUCCUUGCUGGUGCCGCAGGUCUCAAGCAGACAUUCUCAGACUUAGCCACCGCAAAUAUGUUUGAUCUCCUGACCAGUACUCAACGUCUGACUGACAGUCUGGGCACAACUAUGGGCGGCACUUCUGGCGCGCUUUAUUCCAUCUUCUUCUCCGGCUUUGGUGGAGGCCUUCAACAAGCCGCCGGCAACAACCCAAACGUAUCACUCUCAUUGGAUUUGAUCAGCGACGCGCUCAUGCAAGGUCUUGCUACGAUGAGGAAGUAUACCAGUGCUGGUGUCGGUGAUCGCACUAUGAUGGAUGCGCUUAUACCUUUCGUGCAGUCAUUACAUAUGGGCGCUGAUCAGGAUGCUGUUGCCGCACUGAACGAGGCUGUUGACGCAGCACGAAAAGGCUGUGAGAGCACCACUCGCUUGCAAAGCAAAUAUGGAAGAUCUACAUAUGUCGGUGCUGCGCAAGAGGCUGGCGAAAAUGAAGCGGACGCAAUCCCAGAUCCGGGUGCUUGUGGUGUAGUAGCGAUUGUUCAGGGUAUACUGGAUGCGAUGAUAGCGCAGAGAGUGGCUUAUUGA
Molecule: messenger RNA, 1728 nt
Organism: Didymosphaeria variabile
Lineage: Eukaryota; Fungi; Ascomycota; Dothideomycetes; Pleosporales; Didymosphaeriaceae
Gene: DAK2
Product: Dihydroxyacetone kinase 2
Exons: 3
Coding region: 1-1728 (575 amino acids)
Biological process (GO): glycerol catabolic process
Cellular component (GO): cytosol
Molecular function (GO): ATP binding; glycerone kinase activity
Source: RefSeq, a predicted model, not a curated record